Messenger RNA from Trichoderma harzianum CBS 226.95, 1245 nucleotides. RefSeq lists its product as hypothetical. The record is from RefSeq and is a predicted model, not a curated record. NCBI's taxonomy places the organism in Eukaryota, Fungi, Ascomycota, Sordariomycetes, Hypocreales, Hypocreaceae. Bases 1 to 1245 code for a protein of 414 amino acids. The transcript is spliced from 2 exons.
AUGCGAGGACGAGGAAAAAGUAGACGACCCCUCAUCUCUGCGCCCAUAGGUCCUGUCAAAAACUCUAGAGGUGCCGAUCUUAUCCGAAGCGAGAGGCUUGUCAUUGUUGAUGCCAUCAAAGACUGCGAAACAGACAGCUCUGGCUCGACUCUCGAAAGCCACAGCCGUUUGCGAGCGCAGAAUUUGAGGUGCAUCUCCGACGGCUUUGACAGUGACGGACAUUUACAAAGCAGCCCUACCGUCGAAAGCUUUGACAUUGCUGCCAAGCCAACCAUCAAAGCCGGCCCUGAUCCAACAUCUUCAAAGAGGCUACGCAGAAGCCUUCUAUCUUCUACCUCAUCCAUACCGAAGCCAUCUUUUAAAAUAGCAUCAACGACUGCGCCUUUGUCAGUGCCAAUUGUCGCCGAGCAGGAUGAGAAUAUCCCUCCUGCGUCAGGUGGAUUUUCCCGUUUAGAUCCACCAACACCACGCUUGGUCAAUAAACUUCCAAAGUCUCGAACUAUGAGUGCCCUCCAGGACUUGAAAACAUCUAUUUCUCGGCCAUCGUUGGCUGCUCGCUCUAUCAACACUUCUGCUUUUAGUGGCACUUCUGCCAAGAUAUCCCCAUCUUCUACUGCAAAAACUACAACUCCUCCCCAGCUUUCAAAAUUAAACCUCAUGCAACCAUCUACAAUAUCGCUGGCCAAGUCGGUCCAAAGUUGCUCUUCUGAGGCUCCGUCCAUUCGGAUUAGCAACGCACAAUCAUCCGCCUAUUGGUCUGGCCGGUUUAUGGCCCUUCAUGACCGAUUCUCAUCUGAAAACCUUGCCGCAGAUGCCCGUGAAUCUCGCCAAUCUCUAGCCGGCUCGUGUUCAGCCCAGGCGAAAACUCCUUAUAGCAGCCUGUAUCAGCGAACAUCUCAUCUCCCUACUUCAACCACUACUUCAGCUCUGCGGACUCUCAUGACUUCAUCUAAUUCUCCGUCAGUCACUGAAGAAGACACACGUUGCCGUCGCGUAUUCGAUUAUCUUGACUCACUUUGCAUUACAAUCGAAGCACGGCGCUCCCUGCAUGCCUGGCAGCAAGCUUACGCUCGUCGAAAUGGCCGGCCCUCUCUACUUCCCGAAGGUGGCUCCAUGGAAGAGAAAGGCUUCAUGGCAAAGAUUUUCGGCAGCUCACAUGUUGGAAUGGAACUGGAAAUGGGACCCUGGAAUGUAUACGUGGAAAAUAUUGCGUCUAAUGGUUUGAAUGAAAUAGCUGUUGCUUGA